Molecule: messenger RNA, 6254 nt
Organism: Acanthoscelides obtectus
Lineage: Eukaryota; Metazoa; Arthropoda; Insecta; Coleoptera; Chrysomelidae
Source: the annotation of a GenBank genome assembly
AAAGAUCAUUCUCUUUUCAGGUAAAUUCCACAACCAUUUGGUACUCAAGCGGAAGAAACAGUGAAAGUUGAUUAUUUUGCCACUCUGCAGGUGUGUGAAGCGCUAUUUCCGCUCCUCAGAAAUAAUGCCAGGUUGUCUGCUGAGCUGAGAGCAAAAUUUGCUGAUCCUAACCUAUAACCAUUCCUCAAUUAAAUGAACUCAUGGAAAAGUUCAUAGAGGAUGCAAAGGAAGGCAAGCGCGAUCCAUGGGGCAACUUAACAUAUGUGGUAUCAAAAGUAGGUGUUUUUUAUCAAGCUGUUAGUUGAAAAUGAAGUGAAUUUGUAGAGUUAUGGGGAGUGAUGGCAACCAUGUAAUUUACGUUUGACGUUUUUUCAUAGCGUUUGUCAAGACACUCUUUUAAACUCAAACGUCAAAUCAACAAAACCCGACUUUUCAUGUUACAUCUGUGAUUUGGAUGUUUACUAUUUUCUAAAGCAGUUUUACACUGAUAUGAGAUAUAGAGCUCAAAAUAUACCGGGCAGAACCUUAAAAUGAAAGACGUAAAGGCACUGCUGAAAGAGGCGCGAGAUGCGAUAAAAAAUAAAGACUAUGAAACCUCUUUGAAAGUCUCCAAGGUUUGUACAAGAAUAAGGAUAUUUUAUGAACACAAGUCGUUUAACAUAAUGUUUGAAACUCUAGAGUAUAUUGAAAGAGGAUAAAACGAAUUAUAUGGCACUGAUAUUCCUGGGACUUUCUUUACAAGAAGUUGGACCUGAAGAUCAAGCACCCAAGGCAUUUAAAAAAGCUAUUGAGCUGAAUUCUACUAAUCCGCUAGCUUAUAAUGGUCUGAUAAGCUAUUAUGAGAAAAUUGACAAUGAAGAUGCUAAAAAGGAGCUUGUAAAGUUGUACACAGAGAUCUUAGAACUGGAAAUUGAGCAAAAGAAAGUCAUAGAAUUUUGUGAGAAACUAGCCUCAAUUGGUCAAAAUAAUUCUGAUAUAUAUGAUAUUGCUAAAACAGUAUACAAUGCCAAGGAUAAAGUAGAAGAUAAAGCUACUAUAAAUAGAGUUGUAGUCAAUCUUCUAAGUUCUAAGGUUACAGAUCUACCGUCAGAGAUACUUCAAAUAUAUGAAGAAUGCCUGUAUUGCCUAGUAUCAAAUGACAAUACUGUUACAAGUACCCAAUACUCAGCAUACUUGUCAGUAUUAUACAAGCAAAAUAGAUAUAAAGAUUUAUUAGAGCAUGCUCAAGUGAUGCACAAGCUAUUUGAGAAUGAUAAUAUGCCUUUAGUAUGGAUCUGUAAAAUAUCUAAUCAGUCAUACUUAGAAAACAAAGAGUUUGCCCAAAAUUGUGCUGAGUUAACAAAAAUAAGUUGUGAAGAAUUGUUGAAAAAUGAUCCAAAUGAUGCUAUCGGCUUAUUUACUCAUGGCAUUAUGUUGGUGGAAGAUCAGAAAUUAUUGGAAGCUAAGGAAGUAUUGACAAAAGUUACAAGAAUGAGACCUGGUUUGUUACAUGCUUGGAUUAUGCUUACUACACUAUUGGUGAGAUUAGGCUUGUAUGAAGAGGCAAUCCAUGCAUCAGAAGCAUCUGAAAAGUUAUUGAAGUCAAUCAAAUACUCAAACAAAAAACUGAAGGAAAUUUUGGAUUGUUCCUUAAUACAGCUCUACUCUAUAUCAUCAGAUAAAGAAGACUGGCAGAAGGCUAUAGAACUUUAUAAUAAGAUUACUAAUGAAUCUACUAAAAAUGAGUAUUCAAAGUAUGCCAUACUUGCCUACAUACAUCUGGGCAAGUUUGCUGAAGCAAAAUCACAAAUACAAACAUUGACAGAUGACAGCCUGAUACAGUUUUUGAAGGCAAAGAUGUAUAUUCAGGAAAAAAGAUACAAUGAUGCUUUGUCAUUAUUGGAGAAAAAUACACCUGAGGAUUCUGAUUGGUGGAAUGAAAUAGGUCAAAUUUAUUGGAAGAUGGGAGAGCACAAAAAUUCUCUGGUGCCUUUUUUGAAGGCUGCUAAAUGUGAUCCUAAUAACUAUUUGACAUUUUUUUAUUUGGGCAACUAUUAUCAAAAAGCAAAUGAUACAGAAAAAGCUAGGAGGUGUUAUGAAAAAGCAUUCAAAAUUAGUCCAAAUUCACUAGACGUAGUGACUGAAUUAAGCAGUGUAUACCGCCAGCUAAAAAAAUUUGACACAGCACAAAGUUUACUGAAAAGUCUUACCACAGGCCCAAUAACCAAGAAAAACUGCUGGGCAUACUUACAGCUAGGUCUCAGUUACUUAGAACAAGAAGAUUAUGAGAACGCCAUAGAUAGAUUGAGAUAUGUCGUGAGGAUAGACGGUGACAAUGUGCAUUAUUGGGAAGCUUUGGCAGAUGCUUAUUUUGCCAGGGGAUCAUAUACAUCAGCUCUGAAAUGUUAUCAGAGGUCUUUAGAGAUCACUCCUAAAGCCUUAUAUCCAUCUUUGCAAAUUGCAAAUAUAAAAAAGAUUUUGGGACAAUAUCCAGAAGCUAUAGAAGACUUUGAGGAACUUCUUUUAGAUAAUGGGUUGUAUAUACCUGCAUUGAAGGGUCUUGCAGAGACCUAUAUACGGCAAGCUACAGAGUGCUACAAAACUCAACGAUUUGGGACGUCAAGAGACCAUAUUCAAAGUGCAGUAAAUAAUUUGACAUUAGCUAUGAAGCAAGAUGGUACUUACUCAUGUUUAUGGAAAUUAUUAGGCGAUAGUUGUACGUUUGUUACAAAACUCUCAGAAAAAUAUUGCUGCCUUUUCAUGGCCAAUUUUUUGUUGGAAGGUGGCGAUCAAGAUGAAAAUCAACUUUGCGAAAAGGAACAACUUUUUGUUUCUGCUACUAGAUUCUACUGUAAAGCUAUAAAUCUAACUGAAACGAAUAUAUUAAUAUGGCACGAUCUAGCAACGUGCUACAUGACACAUGCUCUCAAUACAACAGAAUCAGAGAAAAAGAAACUGCUUCUUUCGUACGCCAUGUCAGCAUGUCAACAUUGCACUUCCAUAAAUCCGAUGAACUGGCAACAUUGGAAUCUCAUGGGCAACAUCGCAAUGCAUCAAGAACCGCCGAACUUAUCGCUGGCGCAGCAUGCGUUUAUCAAAGCUUUGAUAGCCGACCAUAACUAUGCAGUAGCUUGGGCGAAUUUAGGGACACUGUAUUUUAUCAUGGACGAUAUAAAGCUAGCCAAUAAGGCGUUUGCACAAGGUCAACGGUCAGAUCCGAGUCAUGUACAAAGCUGGAUUGGACAGGCACUGAUAGCGGAAUCUCUAGGUCACGAAGAGGCGAUGGACCUUUUCAGGCACUGUACCCAGAUAGCCCAUCAUCAGCAGAGUAGUAUUGGUUAUGGGCAUUGGGUGUGUCAGACUUUGCUUGACUCUGAUCCACAUGAAGUCAUUUAUGCAAUUCACAAUAUGCACGCUAUCCCUGUUGCGUGUGAUGCUCUCACUUAUUAUACAGAAAAUAAUCCGCAGGAUAGCUGCGCCUGGAACAUGUUGGGUAUACUAAAAGAAAGAAUGCAACUGAAACAAGGUACAUUAGACGCUUUUAAGAAAGCUUAUCAACUUUCCUCACAGCAGACUCGAGAUAAAGCUAGGGUCAAUUAUGGUCGUAUGCUCUACAAGGUUGAAGAUUAUGCUAGGGCUAUCAGUAUGUUCCGAGAAGUCGAAGAGGCUAACUUUAAGAGUGGUGUUGGGUUGGCUUUGGCGUACUUUAAAGAUAAGCAGUAUGAGGAGUCUUAUAAUGCAUAUGAACAAGCUUUGCAUUGGUUGACUGAAGAACAAAGGAACCAGUCAGAACUUUUAGUCGCGUUAGCGUCGAUGGCGUAUAUGUUUCAAGACGCAAAUGCAGCUAAAACUUUACUCUUCCAAAGCAUGGCGAAAAAAUACAAGAGAAAGACAAAUAGAGGCGAGUGGUCGGAAGAGAACAUGAAAAAAACUGUUGAAGCCGUUGUAGAAGGGAAAAUGGGGUAUAUGCUAGCCGCAAAGACAUUUUCAGUUCCUCAGAAUACUGUAGAAAGAAAAGUAAAAGAAGCUCGCGAGAACUCGGCCCUAUCUUCAUCUAAAAGUAUUAAGGUUUCCCUGGCCCUAAGCAACCUCUGUUUUCACAGAAGAAGAAGAGAACGAGCUUUGUAGCUAUAUAUUGGACAUGGAGACUCGACUUUACGGACUUACAACCAAAGACUUAAAGGCAUUAGCGUACAAUUUAGCAGUAAAAAAUAAUAAAGUCCAUCCUUUUAACGUUUAAAAACAAGAAACCGGCAAAGAUUGGCUUCAAGGGUUUUUGAACAGACACCCUGAGUUGUCAAUAAGAAAACCCGAAAGCACCUCUGCUGCGCGUGCUGCCGGGUUCAACAGAGAAGUUGUUGAUCAAUUUUUUAAUUAUUUGGGCAAUAUCUAUGACGAACAUCAUCUUACACCAGACCGCAUUUAUAACUGCGACGAAACUGGUGUUUCAGUUGUACCAAAGACUAAAUCCAAAAUGGUAGCAAAACGAGGUCGAAAACAAAUAGGGGCAUUAACUUCUGCAGACAGAGGUGUUACAAUCACAGUAGAGAUAUGCUUCAGCGCCAGCGGACAAUACAUGCCCCCUAUGAUGGUGUUUCCCAGGAAGAAGAUGGACCUACAGUUAAUGCUUAAUGCUGCCCCUGGAGCUGUUAGUGACUCAGGCUGGAUGUCCACAGAGUUGUUUCUUGGAUGGUUUAACCAGUUUGUGAAAUUUAGUGGAGCCACAGUAGAUCGACCUAUUUUGCUUUUAUUGGAUGGCCAUAGCAUCCAUACAAAAAACAUCGAGCCAAUGGGGUAAUUAUUUUAUGUUUCCCCCCACAUACAACUCAUCGCUUUCAGGUCGCCGAUGCUAUUUAUAGUAUAUGAGACCGUUGAGCAAUUAUUAUGAUCGACAAAUUACGACCUGGCUUCGCAGCAAUUCAGGGAUGGUUGUAACAAUGCGGCAAGUAGCAGAAAUUUUUGGAAAGGCAUUCAUAGAAACAUCCACCAUGGCAACAGCUGUAAAUGGCGUCAAAAAGUACGGAAUUUGGCCUUACCAUCGGACGGUCUUCUCUGAAACCGACUUUCCUCCUUCGUUGGUGAGUGAUAUUCCGCUCACUCAAGCACUGACUACAGCCACCAAAAAUGUAGCAGUCACAGCACCUGUUGAGUUAGAAACGCAGCAGGUUGACGUAUUACCUGUGCUGCAUGUCAGUGAAGCUGCUAUUACUAAUGCAACUACAUCUCGUGCCUCACUUCUAUCUAUCAGGGUUAAAACAGUUGCGAUUUGCAAAUCCAUUCAUAAUGUUCCUGUAUCAGCUACUAUUCACGAGACACCUACGGUGGCUUCUGCUACCUCGUCGAGUCCUCAGCCCGGAUGUUCCACGUGUUUUGAUGAAAUAGAAAUAGACAGGAGACCAAAUACUCCACAACAGUCAACAUUUUCUGUUGUUAUUCCACAGCAAAUAUUACCCCCUCGUAAAACUUCACGCGUGACUCGUAAACGAGGAAGGACAGCCAUUAUUACUGAGUCGCCGUAUAAAAAAGAACUGGAAGGAACGAUUAAAAAAAAGCAGGUCACGGAAGAGAAUAAACAAAAAAGAAAUGAAAUUAGACAAUUAAAGUUGGAGAUGACGAAAAAGAAGUAUAAAAAGGAAGACUAAAUAACACAGGAGUCAUAAAAAAGAAACAAACGAUAGAUAAUCGCAAAUCAUCCGAUAACAAGAGUGAUACGGAUAUUGAAAAUACCCCUUGUUUGUACUGCAGCGGUCUUUAUUUAGAUUCGAAUGAAGGCUGGAUUGAAUAUUCUCUCUGUGGCACGUGGGCACAUUGCUCUUGUACUGGAGUGGAUCACGAGGACGAUGAAGCAACAUUCACCUGCGAAUUAGACAAGUACUUGAAAUGCUGUACCCCAUCUUGCCCUCUAGGGGUACCCCAUCUUACCCGAACCAGAGGGUGGGACUUUUUUUAUUUUUGUCUCUAGAAUAAUAAUUAUGCUAUGGUUGUUCCUAAAAUUAUAAAAAUGUUAAAGACUUAUUACCAAAGGAAGAUUUCAUAAUAAAUAUGAUUGUUUAAGUGCAAUGGUUUCAGUUUUAUUGCCCUUUAAACGUUAGAUACCGCGUCUUUCCCGCAUCUCCCCUACUAACCGGUUUUGCGGACAGGCGGCAGUUUUUUGCCGGCGGGAUCCAAAAGUUGGUGCCAUUACAAAUGUUUAAAUGUUUGUGGUGACUAUAGUGAAUAAAAAAAUGAUCAUAUUUUAGUUCGCGACACAAUUUACAUUCAUAAAUAAAAUUACU